ACUGAGGGGAGAUGAGUGUUUCUGCUCCUAAUGCACGCACAGAUGAUGGUAGGAGAGUGUGUGUGUCCAGAAACACAGGAGACAUGUUUGUCACGGUGCUGUCUCGGGAAGGAAGGAUGGACCUCUUCAACCUAAACUGCAGGAUCAUGAACUUCAUCCACUCCUUGAAGGAGAGGUGCCAAGUGGACCCACAAGACAGUGUGGAUCUGAUGGAUAAGUAUGGGGAGCUGAUGCAUCUGAAUGAGAGCGAGCAGAGCACAGAGCCAGCCUGUACUCUUCUGAGGGAGAGACAAACCUACAUCCUCAUGAUGGUGUAUGGUAGUUCUGAAGGACCUGAGGGCCUGAGGUAUGCCCCACUUCUCACGGACAUGGGCAAGAGCCACCCAGAGUUGGCAGAUGUGGUUCGGAAGCUUUCAAACCCUUGUAAAGAGCGGGACAAAAAGAUUGGUGUCCCCAGAAGAGGACUUCAAACCCAAACAAGAAAUAGGCCGAGUUCCAGCGUAAAAAAGAAGGUCUUAACAACGCCCCGAAGCUAAAAGCUUAAAUGUCAAGCACCCGUUUGAACUGUUUGACGAGCUUUAGACAGGAAUAUCCGGAAGUAUGGCUGUUUACAGUGUUACAUUAAAUGUAAUCGUUUUCA
Clupea harengus (Atlantic herring) is the source of this 640-nucleotide messenger RNA. It is a transcript of the gene c8h22orf15, whose product is annotated as chromosome 8 C22orf15 homolog. The record is from RefSeq and is a predicted model, not a curated record. NCBI's taxonomy places the organism in Eukaryota, Metazoa, Chordata, Actinopteri, Clupeiformes, Clupeidae.